CUGGAUAGGAAACGCAACAGAUAGCCUCAGGUCAUCUACGCCGCGCUACCGGCGAUUGUUUUUCCACCUCUGCCGGGGGUCAUCGCCGAGGCUCAUGGGUAGAUUCACUCACCAGCUCUUCAACUUUUGUCCGCUUAUCGCUCCAAAAAAUCCGAAUUUCCAGUGUUUUUCGCUUGAAAGAUGCCACGCCGAAAGAAAAUGCCAGGUAUUGGCCAGAAAAAGAAGCACUAUAAAAGAAAAUCUUCAAAGGUGACAACUUCAUUGGACAGAGACCACAGCCAUGCUCAAGUGAACCAUCAUAGAACAGAUGAUCAAGUAAUUGUGGAAAGUUCACAAGAUGAGUUUGGUGCUAAAUGGAGUGAAGCCUGGGAUGCCUUCUACCUUGGACAUGGAUCAGGCACUCACAACAACACUUCCACUGAAGAACCAGAAGAAGUUGAUUCAGACUGCAGUUCCGCUAAUAGGUUCCAUGUCAUUUUACAUAAAGUUUUCUGCUAUGAAUCACAUGUGGACUUAGACAAGUUUGUCGAGAAACUAUGGAGGGAUAGAAGGUUUCAGUUAUUUCAAUUUUUGAAGAAUGACAUCAAGAGCCAUACUGAUGCAUUGUCCGACUUCACAAUUUCAAGGAUAACUGAUGAUAACAUCCAGCUUGUCCAACAUUAUCAUGGAGAGUCUCCAACAGUCAAAUUGUGUAUGAACAUAAGAUCAUCAUUAGUUCCCUCUCUGCUUGUACACAAGAUUGUGAUUGACAGAGAACAUGAUAUAUGGACGGAUCUUCCCAAAAUUGUGAUGUCAUUUGGGGACCUUCAGAAGUUCUUUGAUAGACUCCAACUUUGGGAUGUUUGUGUAGGAAAUCAUGAGGAAGAGUUCACCUGUACAAUGCCAAAAUGGAGUUCUUCCUACACAAAGACGAACCAAGUUCUUGCAUACCAUGAAGCCGAUUUCUGUGCGAAGCGAGAUGAUAUUGAGUACCACUCUACCAUUCGAUCAACCAAGUGUUCCAUGUUGACUGUUAGAAAAAGGUGUAGCCAUUGCAGUUUGUAUUAUACAAGUCCGUGGUCACAGUUAGCGCAUUAAGUCUCAUAAGGAUUACAAUCUACCGACCUUCGAUAAACGUUGACAUUUCAUUCAAAUUAUUUAAGGAUAAUCAAGUUUUAAGGUAAGCUCUCACAUAAGGGACUUAUCUUGUGAAGAAGAUAUAUACAAUUCUGGUUGCAAAUUGGACUUUGCUUUGCUGUGAUUACUAAGAUGACGGAAAGAUGAUAAUCCUCCGUGCCAAUUUUGAACAAAUGUCAGUAGGGUCUAUAUGUGAUAAUGUUCUCUGAUGUAGUUUGUUUAUUUUUUUCUUAAUGUAUACUACCGACAGGAAAUAAGGCAACUGAUGAAGAUUUAGUGAAGAAGUAAUGACUAUAAAUGUCUGUAAAAUAAAUGUGUAGAUAAAUAUCUGGUGUGUCCACCAUGUUGGGCGACACAUGCAUGACACCGUGAUGGCAUACUGUUAAUUACAGUAAAAUACGUUUAUAACGAACACGCUUAUAAUGAACUGACGGAUAUAAUAAACUGGCUU
This is a messenger RNA of Haliotis rufescens (red abalone), 1567 nucleotides long. RefSeq lists its product as uncharacterized. The record is from RefSeq and is a predicted model, not a curated record. The coding region runs from base 181 to 1077 and encodes 298 amino acids. The transcript is spliced from 3 exons. Lineage: Eukaryota; Metazoa; Mollusca; Gastropoda; Lepetellida; Haliotidae.